GAUCAAAGGUAAAAGUCAAGAACACUUCAUUUCCCAAAGCUUCUUCUUGACAAACCCUUCACAUUCAAUCAAGCUUGACCAUCAACACCUUCAACUCAUCGGUCUUCCCCACUCGAUCUCAUCCUAUCAGCUCAAUCAAAUAACACUCUGGUACAAUCACGCUUCAUCAGAUUCGAACUUAACUAAAGAAUGCCAACUCAAGAGAAUGCCUCAAACGAGCUUAACCCCGAACCGACAAGUACCACCACAAGUACCAUCUCAUCGGUGUUUCAGUCAGCUCUUAAAUCCAAUUCACCAACACCUUCUGGAUCCAAGUCUCCGAUUCAAGAUUCAUUAAACUCACCCGCCGUUCCGAUACUUGCGAUGGACGAUUCAUUUAUCACUCCUUCAUCAGAUCCCGAGUCACCUCUCUUUGUACUGCAUCGACGUCUUCAUCAUCGUAACAUACCUGGCUUUAAUCAAGUCGUAAGCGAGGGUAAUAUCGGUGUCGACGUGUUCACCACCAACGUCUGUAAACUCGAUAAAGCUGCUCUUCAGGCAGUUUCUCAUAACACAGAUAUAGUUCAAGUUCACUAUCCUGUGACUCUAGAUUCAGUCGUUCCUAUCAAACCGGUCUUAUCGGAUGUUGUGCCUACCCCUCCUUCUCAGUCAUCUUCCAACUCCGCGCGUCUUCCUACUAACGGAAUCACACCCUCAAACAAGAAUGUUGCUCAGACCCAGACAACUCGUUCAACUUCUAAAUCAAAUGUACCUAAAAUGCCUGCAAAAGGUCCUCAUGGUCCCCCUGGUAUGAAAUUCUCAUCUUAUGGCUCAAAAUGUGGAGAAGCUGACGCUGCUCUUGGUAUCCGAAUCUGCUACAGUUGCCUCACUCUAUUACUCGCCAUAUUCUUCUUUUGCUCCGCAGCACGAUUCAACCGGAAUCGCCAACGUUUGAAUCACUGGAUCCAUCGUCCGAAUCGAUACUUUGAUAUCCCUGCUGAAACUCUCUCUAUGUCAUCCGCCGAGCUAAAAUCACUCACGUCGUCAGAAGGAUUGGCACAUGCGCAUAGUCGGAAGAGACAGAAGAUGGCUAUAGAUAUGCAAGAAGAUGACGCUCCGGAAGAGUCUACAUCAGCACUUGACACUGACCAUACUCACGAGUUCAUCAAUUCUCGACUAGCCACUAACAACCUGCUGAUACGAAAUCUACAAGAGAGGCAGUUCGAACGACUUCGAGAGGUUCAAGACACAGAUCUAGAUCCAUCUCUCUCCAGCACAUCUUCCGCACAUCCGGUUGCGCCUGCGUCAAGCAAAAAGGGAGACAAGCAGGCUCCCGGACUCUCUUCAACAGAAUUAGCCGAGGCCGAUCGCUUGAUGAAAUCUUUAUCCGAGCUGCUCGAACUCAGGCCUCAAGUCUCAACGCACAUUCCAGGCUCAGCUCAUGACGCACUGAGCAUCGUGCCGUCCCGAGAGCAACUUCGUCGUACGCAAAAUAUCAUCAUGCAGUCACGCACGAAAGAUGACCCGACUCCUGUCUAUCAGGGCUGCCUGCCGUCUGUUUAUGCAGUUGGGAUCAAAGAAUCUGUACUGACUUCACAACCUGAUGCCCGAUUGGUUGAGAUACUCACGAAGAAACCUAUGAACGGAGAACUGAAUGGGAAUAAUGGAUCAAUACCUGCCAUUGCAUCUCAUAAUUUUCCAACACCACCAUCACGAUUGGCUUCUUCGACUCCUUUUGCGUAUCGGGAUCCUGCAUUGCUUCAACUUCAUCCAUCUCAAUUACAAGCCAAUUUCCGUACUUCUUUACCAGAACAUAUGAAGAUGAACUCUUUUGCUUUGAAUGGAGGCUCAAUCCCUCAAACCCCAAGUAUGCCCGGUAACUUGAUGCACUCUAGUAAUCAAUCACCAACGGUACAUGCACAUCAUCAUCUGGUACAAUCUCAAAGGCCAGUUGCUGGACCACAGUUCCGAGGAAGGCCAGGAAUGCCGGUUUCUUCACCUCAGAUACCAUUUAAGCAUCCUAACCUUACCACACCUAAUUUGAAUGACCACCCUAAUCACCGAGCUCUUGCUAGCAUACCUAUGCAUAGUCCCUUCAAUACCACUCCCAAUAGAAUUGUUUAGACGAUCCCCUGAUCCUACCCAAGAAGCCGAUUAACUUUCUUUACGUGCUUUUAUCAAUAUGAAUGAUUAUAAGUCAUUCAAGCAACUUCAAUGUUCAUGUAAUUUGUCUCACUGUUAAUAGAAAUGGUCAAAGAUAAUAGAAAGAGGUAUUUGUAAAGAUGGAUGUAGUGAGAAAAAAAAACUUGUAUUCUCGAUCAAAUCUCUUUAUGAUGCAUGCUUUGAAUUUUUUUUUGCGGAGUCCCAUCGAUCUCUUUGAAUGUUAAUUGAUCAAAAGGCAUUCAUUUUUUUUGAGGAUU
Melampsora larici-populina 98AG31 is the source of this 2399-nucleotide messenger RNA. RefSeq lists its product as uncharacterized. The coding region runs from base 190 to 2103 and encodes 637 amino acids. The transcript has 5 exons. Lineage: Eukaryota; Fungi; Basidiomycota; Pucciniomycetes; Pucciniales; Melampsoraceae. The record is from RefSeq and is a predicted model, not a curated record.